Symbiodinium natans is the source of this 1104-nucleotide messenger RNA. Lineage: Eukaryota; Dinophyceae; Suessiales; Symbiodiniaceae. The record is from the annotation of a GenBank genome assembly.
AUGCUUCGGAAGAGAUAUGGUCCAGAUCCAUACCGAUGGGGCAACUACACACUUCUCCGCAUGAGCCCAGCCGCAUAUUUCGUGGAUAACCGAAGUUUUUGGCUGCCAGGGUUCCGGCUACAAGAUCUCGGUGCCGCAAGCAUGUCUGAGACCCUCAGAAGCACCGCGCAAGCCCUCUUAGAAUUCCCGAGGCAGAGUCAACGCAUCGCGGAAACGUACCUGCUCUUCGCCGGGCGUAGCAAAACAACCACUAUUGCGGGCAUCGACGGUGAAAGUUACACUCCUGUCUUCCAGGCUUUCCUUUCCAGCAACAUCAGCAUGAGCUACACAUUCUUGGACGUUGGGCCCGCAGACGGGGAGGGCCAUCAAAGCCCGCUUUUCGAUUUCAUGAAAGCACAUCGUGACCGGAUUCGUGGCGUCGCCCUGGAAGGCAACGAGACAUUCUGCACGAAAUACCGCAUGAACUGGCCUGAGGUGGACUUGCAAUGUGGUCAUCUAACUGCUGGGCGACUGUAUGACCACGCACCAUUCUUCUUGAAAUCCCUUAGGUCCGUCUGCUCCCCACACGGAGAGGGCGGGGGCGCACACUGCGUGGAUGUUUGGAAGGUUGACAUUGACAGCAUCGACUGCACCGUGCUAGAAGUCUUGCUCAGGAGAAGUGAGCUUGAUCUGCGGCCAAAGGCGGUAAUUUUGGAAGUGAACCCACAUUUUCCACCCCCUUACAAGUUCAGCGUUCUUGGGGUUCAAGGGCCUGAAAGUGACGGAGACUUUUGGGCAAGGAACAUGAUGGGUCUUUAUGGCUGCUCUUUAAGCCACCAAGUUGAUAUACUGCGUGACUUCGGCUACUGGCUGAUCGGAUUCGAUCACAAAGAUGCCCUCUUUGUGCACAAAAACUUUGCUCACGCUUUCAACGCGACAGCGCCUUUGGAUGAAUACGUGGCUUACAGCGCGGCCCUGAUUACGAUUGGAUCCGGCCUCACGCCCCGCACCCUAAGGAGAUGGUACAGUGCGCGCCCUCACGUGGGCCUGGGCCUAAUCCAGCAACACCUGGUGGCGGCUCAGCAACAUCUCGCCCAAGAAGUGACCUUCUCCUUGAGCAUUUGA